Molecule: messenger RNA, 1888 nt
Organism: Coregonus sp. 'balchen'
Lineage: Eukaryota; Metazoa; Chordata; Actinopteri; Salmoniformes; Salmonidae
Source: the annotation of a GenBank genome assembly
AUGGUUUUUUGCAUCAUAGAGCGAGCUCAGGCACUGGCCUGGGUGCUAGUUCUGGUGAUGGUGGAGGCAGAGGUACAGGAGAACUACUCACCUGCGUGCCGUGAGUUCAUGUACAUGGGCACACCACCACUGGGACUUGAGGACAAAGGGCUAAAGAAGAUUUGCCAGAGCUACAAUGGCAAGCCACGUUUUGUCACCCUGUAUGAUACCUUUGACCACAUCCCCGUCUACUCUGCCUACACCUUCAAGCGCUCUGACGGCGCCAAAAAGGUUGAUGUGCCGUGGAUGUACGAGCCACAGGUAUUUUGACAGACUCCUGUAUCUUACAUUAUCUCUGCAACAUUGCCUUGUGCUUGUGCCUACAGAUGAAUCAUUUUUAGUGUCAUUGGCUACAAUAACAGCUCUAUGGCCUCUGUGCAAAUAGAAUGAAUAGUGAGCAAUAUACUGUUGUGUUUAGAAAGAGUCCUUGAGGGUUCACUGACUGAGAUUACUUUAGUACCACUGUUGUUCUUUCUCUUACUAAAGCUAAAGGUGACCGCAUACAUAGGUUCGGUUUGCUCCUAGCAGAACUUGGCUAGGCGAAGCAAACAUCUGUGCUCUCAUACUCCCUAAAGACCAUUGCUGAAAAAUUGAGAAAAAAAAGCGUCAGUAUUACUGCGCAAACUGUUUCUACUGGGAAGCAUAUGGUAAACGCUUACCAUAAAGCUUACCGUAUGCUUCCCAGUAGAAACAGUUUGCUCCUAUAUUAUGACAACAUUUUGUGACAUUUUGCUCUUCAGCAGGGUUUUCUUUGGCUGUUCGUGCACACACAUUAUUUUCUUGAGACAGGUCAAAGUUCGGUAGCUGAAGUCUAUGCCCCUUCGUCGGUGCUCAACAGUACUACUCCUAGUAGGAGUGGGAACUAUGAAUGCGAUUUUUCAAUGAAGGGUUUGCUGUCAUUCAACGGGAGACGAUUCGUUUUAAUGCAAUUUUUUUCACUGCACCAAACAUCUUAGUUAGAUGUAAAAUUGCACAACUAAGACCUCCUUGGCAAAAACGUCAAAAUUAAUUACAGAUUUCUUGAUUUAUCUUAGAUUAAUUCACACUAUUUUGAGGAAGUGUUACUGGCAAUGUUGUUGCUAUGGCGUAUAUAGAGGGACAAACAGUAAUAUUGCCUAUUUCUUCUUGUUUUUCAAGCGAACGUCUUUUAAGUAAGUAUGCAAGGACAGACAUUUGCUUUCGCCUAGCCGAGUUCUGCUAGGAGCACUAGGAACCUAGUCUGCGGGCGCCUUAACCUUCUGCUCUCUGUCAGCUCUCCACAGUGUCUGAUUUUGGGGAGAUGCAGCCCUUUCCUCAAGGCGACCUCCAUCGCAGUUUUGAGGAUGCCCAAGCGGUGCUGGAAGACUACUCCAACGCAGUGAACUUUGAGCGUGGCCACCUGAACCCUGACGAGCAUCAGUCUGACCCCAACGACAAGGCAGCCACCUACACCCUGACCAACGUGGUCCCUCAGGUCCGGGAGUUCAACAUCGGCCCCUGGAAGACCCACGAGCACACCAUCCGCCGCCGCCUCAACAACUACUGCCGCGGCACCGCCUACAUGGUCACUGGUGUAACCACCUCCGGGAACAUGAUCCGCCGCCACAACAUCGACCGGGUGGCUGUUCCCACCUACCUAUGGUCAGCCUACUGCUGCAUCGACUACGACCGCAACGCGCCCUUUGAGGAGCGUACCAAGUUCCCAGCCUAUGCAGCCCACGGUCUCAAUCAGAAAGAGAGGCCUGAGGUGCUGGAGAUGUCUGUGCAACAGCUGGAGAACUUCCUCAAGAGUGUCACCUUUGUGGACAAGACCUUUCAGAUAUUCUAUGAUAACUGUGUGCCCCCUGAUAAUGGCCUGCACAUGCCUUGA